Molecule: messenger RNA, 1686 nt
Organism: Trametes versicolor FP-101664 SS1
Lineage: Eukaryota; Fungi; Basidiomycota; Agaricomycetes; Polyporales; Polyporaceae
Exons: 2
Coding region: 1-1686 (561 amino acids)
Biological process (GO): secondary metabolite biosynthetic process
Molecular function (GO): acyltransferase activity, transferring groups other than amino-acyl groups
Source: RefSeq, a predicted model, not a curated record
AUGCCAGCACCUAGCAAGUCAAGGACGUCUGCGUCUGACGACACGUCGUCCCCUCUACCCUCUAAGCCGUCUUCGACAUUGCAAGUUGCGCCGCCUGUCGUCGAACUAGUCUCGCGGACCCGCCUGUUUCCCGAAGACCACACCAGCUCAGGCGUACACGAAACGCCACUAUCCAUCCUCGACAACUUCUCCGUCCGGUUCUCGCUGGUACACGCGGCGUGGUACUAUGACAACCCGGCGGGAAGAGAAGGCGCAUUCGCGCCGCACUCCUUCCUCUGGUCCCUGCGGAAGACGCUGAACGCCUAUCCUCAGUGGGCGGGCCAGCUGCAGUGGAUCCCCUACGACCCGAGCAGUGGACAACGCAUCGGACGUGUUUCCAUCUCGUACGGCUCCCCCACCGACCCCGGAAUCGAAGUGAUUCUUGCGCGCUGUACCACCCCCAUGGCGGCGCACGUCGCGGACGGUCAGACGCGGAUCAAGGCCGGGGUGUGGUGUGCCGACCACUUCUCCACCGCGCAGAUCCUCCUCCCCACCAACAUCGCGCUCUGGGACUUCCCCGUGUGCGAGGGCCGACCCGGCGUGUCUGUGCAACUGACGACGUUCGCCUGCGGUGGUGUUAGCAUCGCCCUGCGUAUCGCCCACGCUCUCGCCGACGCGACUUCUCUGUUUCAGUUCGUCCACGACUGGGCUGCGAUCCACCGUGCAGUGCUCGACGGCUGUCCCUUGCCCGUCCCCGCCCCCAUUUUCGACCCUCGUCUGCUUGACAAAGCGUGCCUCGAAGCCAAGGACGGUGCCGAACCCGUCCGCAACGUGAUACACCCUGUGCGCUCGCUCCCCAUGGCCACCCACAGCAGUCACCCGGGCGACACAUCGCCCGCGUGCAGUAGCAUGACCUCCGCUCCGCGUGGACCCGGAGCGUGUACCGACCUCACAGCACGCGCGCCGCGGAUGCCCUGGGCGGAAUGGAGGAUCGUCGCUCCGGCUUCGGCGCACUACCAUAUCUGCUUCACCCCCACGGAGAUUCAGGAGAUCUGGGAGGCGGUCAGCGCAGAUACCCCCGCCCGGACCCGCAUCAGCCGACUCGAUGCGCUGCUCGCCUUCAUCUGGAGCCUCAUCACGCGCGCCCGCAGUGUUCCUGACGCAGAUGACUCGGCCCCCGCGCGGAUGGUCGUCGCCAUCGGCGUGCGGGCGCGUCUAGUCCCUCGCCUGUCGGACGCGUUCCUGGGCUCGCCAAUCCUCCUCUCGUUGAUAUCCCUGCCAGGGUCGGAGGUGGCCGCGUCCCCUGGGGCUGGCGCAGCCGCGAUCCGCAACACGGUCUCGCAGUACACCUCCGAGGCGAUCGGCGCGGUCCUGAACAUGGCGCGGCAGUCAAACUCGCAGCGCUUCUGGCGCGCGUUCCUGGGGAAGCGGUACACCACCGUGACGUCCUGGGUCGGCCUGGGAGGCUACAAGCUCGACUUCGGGGGAGGGCUGCCUCGGUAUGUGGACCCGGUCAUUCCCGGCAUCGAUGGGUGCAUCCAUGUGAUGGAAGCCGGACCGUCUACGGCAGCGGUGGGUAGCUCUGCGAGGCCAGGGUCGGGCGACCGAUGGUACGACGAGCCUGUGUGUUUGUCCUUGCACCUGGCGACGGAGGUGAUGGAUAGACUGUUGCUUGAUCCUCAGCUGAGGAAGUACAGAGAUGAGUAG